Molecule: messenger RNA, 1963 nt
Organism: Phoenix dactylifera (date palm)
Lineage: Eukaryota; Viridiplantae; Streptophyta; Magnoliopsida; Arecales; Arecaceae
Product: auxin transporter-like protein 2
Source: RefSeq, a predicted model, not a curated record
GGUAGCUUCCUAGCCGUGCCAUUUCGUCGGCUACAACGCAAACAAGGGAGAGAGGGAAAGGACGAAGGAAUAACGAACAAGAGAACUUGGAGCUAGUAGAGAGAGCACGCAAAGCUAAGGAGGGAGAUGGGGUCGACCUCGAACGGGAACGAGGACAAGGUGGUGGAGACGGUGAUGGUAGGGAGGUACAUAGAGAUGGAGCAGGAAGGGGACUUCAGGACCGUCAAAUCAAGGCUCUCCAGCCUCCUCUGGCAUGGCGGCUCAGCCUAUGACGCUUGGUUCAGUUGCGCUUCCAACCAGGUGGCCCAGGUGCUACUUACACUCCCGUACUCUUUCUCACAGCUGGGAAUGAUGAGUGGUAUCCUGUUCCAACUGUUUUAUGGUCUCAUGGGUAGCUGGACGGCUUACCUCAUCAGCAUUCUCUAUGUGGAGUAUAGGACUCGGAAGGAGAGGGAGAAGGUGGACUUCAGGAACCAUGUCAUCCAGUGGUUCGAGGUGCUAGAUGGGAUGCUAGGGAAGCACUGGAGGAACGUGGGAUUGGCCUUCAACUGCACUUUUCUUCUCUUUGGAUCCGUCAUUCAGCUCAUUGCUUGUGCUAGCAACAUAUACUACAUCAAUGACAAGCUGGACAAGAGGACAUGGACCUAUAUUUUUGGGGUUUGCUGUGCCACCACAGUGUUCAUCCCAUCCUUCCACAACUAUAGGAUAUGGUCCUUCUUGGGCCUCCUAAUGACAACCUACACUGCUUGGUAUCUCACCAUUGCUUCCCUUCUUCAUGGCCAGGUGGAGGGAGUGAAGCAUUCGGGACCAACGAAGCUGGUUCUCUACUUUACAGGCGCCACAAACAUUCUCUACACAUUCGGUGGGCACGCUGUUACAGUGGAGAUCAUGCAUGCGAUGUGGAAGCCUCAAAAGUUCAAGGCGAUCUACUUGCUAGCGACGUUGUACGUGAUGACGCUGACUUUGCCGUCGGCGGCGAGCGUCUACUGGGCGUUCGGCGACCUACUACUCGACCACUCGAACGCUUUAGCUCUGCUGCCGCGGACGGGGUGGAGAGAUGCGGCGGUGGUGCUGAUGCUGGUGCACCAGUUCAUCACGUUCGGGUUCGCGUGCACGCCGCUCUACUUCGUGUGGGAGAAGCUGGUGGGGCUCCACGACUGCCGGAGUUUGUGCAAGCGGGCGGCGGCGCGGCUCCCCGUGGUGGUGCCCAUCUGGUUCCUCGCCAUCAUCUUCCCCUUCUUCGGGCCCAUCAACUCCACCGUCGGCUCCCUCCUCGUCAGCUUCACCGUCUACGUCAUUCCCUCCCUCGCCCACAUGCUUACCUUCCGCUCCGCCGCCGCCCGGGAGAACGCGGUGGAGCCACCGCCGAGGUUCGUCGGGAGGUGGAUUGGCACGUACACAAUCAACUCAUUUGUGGUGGGUUGGGUGCUGGUGGUGGGAUUCGGGUUCGGGGGUUGGGCUAGCAUGGCCAACUUCAUCCACCAGAUUGACACUUUUGGUCUCUUCACCAAAUGCUACCAAUGUCCCCAACUCCCACCACCACCACCACCACCAUAUGGUCUUCCGCUUCCUACCAGCACUCAGGCUCCUUCCACUGCUCCAUUCCCCACUAAUGUUCAUAACCACACCAUUCCAACCAUAUCUAGCAGCAUGUCUCCCUCUCCCUCUCCAUCGCCUUCUUAUAUUGUCCACCACCAUCUUGGCCCAUGAGCUUACCAAUGUGAAAUGAGACCAAGGUAUGGCCUUUGAACUACUAGGCUAAGCAGUGAAAAAGAGGAAGGCAGGAAGAGGCAAGUAGUUCCAUGUAGGCAAGUUGUCCCAUGGUCGUUUGGUAGAGAGAAGGUGAGAGAACAAACGCUGCCAAUGUUUCAGUACUUCUUGUUCUUUUUCUUUCUGGGGUCAAUUCAGGAAUGUGAGUUGAAUGGAAUUAUCAAUGCGCUGUGGCAGCAACAGUUGCAUCUAA